CCCAGAUCUAGGUCAAGUCUGCAGGCAGAAGCUGGUUCUGGGGGCUCCUGGUAGGGGGAGCCCCAUCUCCCGUCAUGUCCCGGCGGAGCCAGCGCCUCUCGCGCUACUCACAGGGGGACGAUGAUAGCGGUGGCAGCAGUGGUGGGAGCUCCGUGGGGGGCAGCCAGAGCUCCCUGUUCAAAGACAGUCCCCUCAGGACCCUGAAGAAGAAACCCAGUACCAUGAAGCGCCUGUCGCCAACGCCUUCACUGGUCUCCGACUCGGACCCGCACACGUCCUAUUACAGCGAGUCCAUGGUGCGGGAAUCCUACGUGGGCAGUCCCCGAGCCGUGUCACUGGCCAGGAGCGCCCUCCUGGACCGGCAGCUGCACGGGGAUCUCUACUGGAGCGAGGACACACGGACCAGGAGGAGGCGAGGCUCUGGAGACACAGAGAGCAGCAAGCAGAAUGGGCUGGGGAGCUCCAAGCUGCUGGAGGACUUCCCGGGGUCCUCCUCCGGCUACUCCUCAGAGGAUGAGUAUCUGGGCUACUCCGAGAUGGAUACGCGGAACUCGGGUUCCAGGCUCCAGGGCGCUGUGUCCAGGGUGGGCUCUGCGGUGUGGACAGUGGUCACUUUUCCUGGCCGGCUCUUUGGACUCCUCUACUGGUGGGUGGGCACCACCUGGUACCGCCUGACCACGGCUGCCUCCCUCCUCGAUGUCUUCGUUUUAACCAGGCGCUUUACCUCCCUGAAGACCUUCCUUUGGUUUCUCCUGCUGCUGCUGCUCCUGACAGGCCUGACCUAUGGGGCCUGGUACUUCUUCCCCUAUGGCCUGCAUGCCUUGCAGCCCACGCUGGUGUCCUGGUGGGAGGCGAAGGGCAGCGGCAGGCAGCAGGCGUCUUGGGAGUCCCGAGAAUCAGCCCCACAUUUCCAGGCAGAGCAGCGGAUCAUGUCCCGGUUGCAUUCUCUGGAGCGGCGCCUGGAAACUCUAGCCGCUGAGUUUUCCUCCAACUGGCAGAGGGAGGGCAUGCGACUGGAGCGCCUGGAGCUGCAGAAGGGGAUGGCGGGGGGCGACCAGGGGGGUGGCCUGAGCCACGAGGACACCUUGUCGCUCCUGGAGGGGCUGGUGAGCCGCCGUGAGGCUGCCUUGAAGGAGGACUUCCGCCAGGACACUACCGCUCGAAUCCAGGAAGAAAUGGCCGUGCUGCGGGCUGAACACCAACAGGACGCUGAGGAUCUCUUCAAGAAGAUCGUUCAGGCCUCACAGGAGUCUGAGGAUCGGCUGCAGAAGUUCAAGUCUGAAUGGCAAAGGACAGCCCGGGACCUCUUCCACGAGAGCUCCACGAAGGAGCUGGGGCGGCUGGAGGCGCAGCUGGGGGCCCUGCGACAGGAGAUGGAGGCGCUGGGCCUGCGGCAGAGCUCAGCGGACGAGCGGCUGGGCCUGUUCCCACAGCAGAUCCAGGCCCUGCGUGAUGAUGUGGAGUCUCAGUUUCCUGCCUGGCUCAGCCAGUUCCUCCUCCGAGGCGGGGCGGCCCGAGCGGGGCUCCUGCAGCGGGAAGACGUGGAGGCGCAGCUGCGGGAGCUGGAACGCAAGAUCCUGGCCCAGGUGGCCGAGUCUCAGGGCAAGACCGCCAAGGAGGCCGCUGCCAGUCUGGGCCUGACGCUGCAGAAGGAGGGCGUGAUUGGGGUGACAGAGGAGCAGGUGCACCGCAUCGUGAAGCAGGCCCUGCAGCGCUACAGCGAGGACCGCAUCUCCAUGGUCGACUACGCCCUGGAGUCUGGAGGGGCCAGUGUGGUCAGUACUCGAUGCUCCGAGACCUACGAGACUAAGACAGCUCUGCUCAGCCUCUUCGGGAUCCCCCUGUGGUACCACUCCCAGUCGCCCCGAGUCAUUCUCCAGCCAGAUGUGCAUCCCGGCAACUGCUGGGCCUUCCAGGGGCCCCAAGGCUUCGCAGUGGUGCGCCUGUCUGCCCGCGUGCGCCCCACGGCGGUCACCUUAGAACAUGUGCCCAAGUCACUGUCGCCCAACCGGACCAUCUCGAGCGCCCCCAGGGACUUCGCUGUCUUUGGCUUCGAUGAGGACCUGCAGCAGGAAGGGACACUCCUCGGCCAGUUCACCUACGACCAGGAUGGGGAACCCAUCCAGACAUUCUAUUUUCAGGACCCCCAAAUGGCCAGCUACCAGGUGGUGGAGCUGCGAAUUCUGACUAACUGGGGCCACCCCGAGUAUACCUGCAUCUACCGCUUCCGGGUGCAUGGUGAACCCACCCACUAGCGUGUCACCAAGAAAAGCUACAGCAGGGGCCAAGCCCUCUCACGGCCAGCAGCCCACCGCCUGCCCACACGCGUGAUCAACACUGACUCUGGGAGCAAGAAAGAACCACACUUGCUUCAAUCAGACCAGGACAGUGGCUGCCGUGGCUUGGGGCUCCCCUCUCUUGGGCAGGCACCCCUGUGUGCCAUCCAACUGUCAGGAUUGCUUCCUCCCAGGAGGAUGUAAAUAUGUAGCUUUUCAUGCAGGGUGGUGGCAGGCUGGGAAAGGAAGGGGCCAAAGCUAGGGAAGCUGCUGGCCAGAAUUGUGCCAAAGCCGAGGGCAGGGCACAGGCCCUGUCCAAGGCCGACUGAAUCCUCUGGGAGGAAGCACUUGAUGCAGGUGGCAGAGCCCCUGGACUCUUCUAGAAGGCCUGUGCCACCAGCCCAGGAGUAGCUGGGCCCACCAGCCCUGGAGGCCUUUUUCUGCACUGUUUGUCCUGGGUAAAAUAGGCCCAGGGCUCCUUAUACCCACUAUGAAGGGCUCUGACUCCUGGAGCCUCAAGGGAAUUGUGGGCCAACCUUGGGGUUACCCCUCUGCUGGCGGGGCAGUUAUUUUUCUCCUGAUGCUGUGGCAGCACUUACUUCUGCUCACUCUUUCCUGUCCCCUGAGCACUCUUCUUUCUUGUCCCCUCCUCUCCCCACCACCUCCACCCCAGGACCAGGAAGCUUCCUAAGAUCUAGACAUCUGGGGUCACCAGGGAAACUCUCCCCUAGAGCUCAUGCUCUAUGCUGGGGAGAGUUGAGGAACUGGGGUGACAAGUGCAGGGGGGGGUCUCCACCCUGUGGGCCCUGCUUCAGCUCCCUCAGCUUCUUUCUGGCUGGCUUUCUAAGGGAACUCUUAAGGAUGGGGGUUUUGGGGCGCUGGGCAGGGAAGGGGCUGAAGCAUAGGGGAGGGGUGCUUUAGAACCCGCAGGCCCUGAAGUGUUAUGUACAUAUUUUUUGAGGCAUUUUUUAACUGAAAAGCUAAGGGCUUGAUUCCGGCCGGGUUCUGUGGGGUGCUGGGCCAGCCAUACUCAGCUCCUCAUGGUCAGCUGCCUAGCAAGGGUUUUGGGUGUGGGUUGGUUCUGGCCUGUGUGGGAGGGGGCAGGAGGGCUGCUAUGUGGCACGUGCCCUUGGCAACAGGCUCUGAAGCUCAGGAUGGGGUUAGAAGGCAGGGUGGGGGGGGGUGUGGACAGCCUCGCCGCCACCCUGGCCCUGCUCAGUUUGCAAACGCUGCACUCUCGAUUCUGGACUCUGUAUCUCCAAAUUGGAACUUAUGCCUAUGCAAAACAAAAGAUGAGUUAUGGCCAGA
This is a messenger RNA of Suncus etruscus (white-toothed pygmy shrew), 3584 nucleotides long. RefSeq names its product Sad1 and UNC84 domain containing 2 (gene SUN2). NCBI's taxonomy places the organism in Eukaryota, Metazoa, Chordata, Mammalia, Eulipotyphla, Soricidae. Gene Ontology annotation, molecular function: protein-membrane adaptor activity. Bases 75 to 2255 code for a protein of 726 amino acids. Gene Ontology annotation, biological process: nuclear envelope organization. Gene Ontology annotation, cellular component: meiotic nuclear membrane microtubule tethering complex; nuclear envelope. The transcript has 18 exons. The record is from RefSeq and is a predicted model, not a curated record.